AUGAAUCAUAGACAUAUCUCGGGAAAUUCGACGACAUCACCAACGCCAAGUUACAACCCAUACCAUAACAGUAGAACGAGAAAAGAGAAAUUUAUGAGUGAAUUUUCCGACAUGGAAACUUAUGUUGAUAGUUCCGGAUUUAGUGACAAUACCUCGUUAAUUAACGCAUCAGGCACAAAUGCUUUAUUGCCACGUGAAGUCGCUUUACAUCGAGCUCACUCGGCAAGAGUAUUGAAUGGAUUGGCUAGAGGCGAUAGUAUAAAAAGAGUUCCACAACUUGAUAGAGUCGAGACGAGAGGUACCAUGAUAGACGGUAAUAAUAACAAUGACGAUGG
Molecule: messenger RNA, 335 nt
Organism: Ambispora leptoticha
Lineage: Eukaryota; Fungi; Glomeromycota; Glomeromycetes; Archaeosporales; Ambisporaceae
Source: the annotation of a GenBank genome assembly